Sciurus carolinensis (gray squirrel) is the source of this 873-nucleotide messenger RNA. RefSeq names its product transcription factor HES-1-like. Gene Ontology annotation, biological process: anterior/posterior pattern specification; Notch signaling pathway; regulation of neurogenesis. Lineage: Eukaryota; Metazoa; Chordata; Mammalia; Rodentia; Sciuridae. The record is from RefSeq and is a predicted model, not a curated record. Gene Ontology annotation, cellular component: nucleus. Gene Ontology annotation, molecular function: DNA-binding transcription factor activity, RNA polymerase II-specific; protein dimerization activity; E-box binding.
UCCAAAAAUAAAAUUCUCUAGGGAUUAAAAAGAAAGAAAGAAAGAAAGAAAAUGCCAGCCGAUAUAAUGGAGAAAAAUUCCUCGUCCCCGGUGGCUGCUACCCCAGCCAGUGUCAACACGACACCGGAUAAACCAAAGACAGCAUCUGAGCACACAAAGUCAUCCAAACCUAUCAUGGAGAAAAGAGGAAGAGCAAGAAUAAAUGAAAGCCUGUGCCAGCUGAAAACGCUCAUUUUGGAUGCUCUUAAGAAAGCUAGCUCCCGGCAUUCCAAGCUGGAGAAGGCGGACAUUCUGGAAAUGACAGUGAAGCACCUCCGGAACCUGCAGCGGGCGCAAAUGACUGCUGCGCUGAGCACAGACCCGAGCGUGCUGGGGAAGUACCGCGCCGGCUUCAGCGAGUGCAUGAACGAGGUGACCCGCUUCCCGUCCACGUGCGAGGGCGUUAACACCGAGGUACGCACUCGGCUGCUCGGCCACCUGGCCAACUGCAUGACCCAGGUCAACGCCACGACCUACCCUGGGCAGCCGCAUCCCGCCUUGCAGGCGCCGCCGUCGCCCCCGCCAGGACCCGGCAGCCCCCAGCACACGCGGUUCGCGCCGCCGCCGCCACUGCUUGUGCCCAUCUCCGGAGGUGCGGCGCCCCCUCCCGGCGGCGCACCCUGCAAGUUGGGCAGCCAGGCUGGAGAGGCGGCAAUGCCGGCUCCUGAUGGCCAAUUUGCCUUCCUCAUCCCGAAUGGGGCGUUCGCUCACAGCGGCCCAGUCAUCCCAGUCUACACCAGCAACAGUGGGACCUCAGUGGGUCCCAACGCAGUAUCUCCUUCCAGCGGCUCCUCGCUCACUGCGGACUCCAUGUGGAGGCCGUGGCGGAACUGA